AUGUUGUCGGUCUUGUCUAAAUCAGUGGUUUCUACCACUUCAAAAUCUUUCUGGAAACCCUUACCAAGAUGGACAAAAAAAAACAUUAUUUCAGCUCAACGCUAUUCUACAAAAUCCCGCUUUAAAGCAGGCCAGCCUAUACCUGAGACUCACCCCCAUUUGCUUCGCCCAGGUGAGAUAACUCCCGGGAUUAAAGCUGAGGAAUACUAUGCCCGCAGAGCUCGUUUGUUGGAUGAAAUGCCUGAUAAUAGCAUGGCUAUUAUUGCAGGAAAUGAUACCCAGUUUGCUACUCCUAGUGUCUUUUAUGAAUUUAGACAAGAUCCCAACUUUUUUUACCUGACAGGUUUUAUGGAACCUCAAUCGGCUCUUGUUUUGUAUAAGAAAAAAGGAAACAGUCCUGAAUCGAUAUUUUUUGUUCCACCAAAAGAUGAAUAUGCUGAACUAUGGGAUGGUUCUCGUACUGGACCAAAAGGAGCAAUUGAAAUUUUUAACGCUGAUAAUGCUCAUAGUUUUAACGAUAUUGAACGAGUCAUGGAAAAGCUAUUGAAGGACAUUAGUAUUGUCUAUUAUGAUGCAUUACCCCCUAAAGAAUCAGGCCGCUUGCCCAACUUUUUCCGAAGUUAUAACAGAGAUGUUUUAUCGGGAUCGUUAGGAGAGUUGCUUCGUCGUUCUUCUAGAAAGGAGAUCCGAUCAGCUGUUCAGCUUGUCGAAAAAAGCCGAUUAAUAAAGAGCCCGGCCGAGAUUGAAAACAUGAGAAUUGCCGCUGAAAUAUCUGCUGAUGUUUACAAUAGUGCUUAUGGGAUUCGCUUUCAGACUGAGUCCCAACUCUACUACUAUUUGGAUUAUCAGUUCAGAAUGCGUGGUUGCACUGAAUCUGCUUAUUUGCCUGUCGUUGCAGGCGGAAAUCAUGCCUUAACUAUUCACUACACCAAAAAUUACGAUGUCCUUAAGGAUGGUGAUCUGGUUCUUGUUGAUGCGGCUGGUAGAUAUGGUGGUUAUUGUGCUGAUAUCUCCCGUACUUGGCCAGUUAAUGGAAAAUUCACUGCUCCUCAGAAAGAUCUUUACCAAGCUGUUCUUAAUGUUCAGAAAGAAUGUAUCAAGUACUGCUCUACUUCUUCCGGAAUGACCCUGAACGAUAUUCAUCGUCAAUCUGAACAACUCUUUUAUUCUGAGCUUAAAAAUUGUGGUUUCGCCUCUUUAUCUAGAAAGGAGUUAACUACCUUAUAUCCCCAUUAUAUUGGGCAUAAUUUGGGGAUUGAUGUUCAUGAUAUUAGUAGUCCUCCAAGAUUUACACCUUUGCAACCUGGACAAAUUAUUACAAUUGAACCUGGUGUUUAUGUUCCAGAUACUGAAGAAUGGCCUAAGCAUUUCAGAGGUAUUGGAAUUAGAAUUGAAGAUGAUGUGGUUGUUCGUCAGAGCUCUUAUGAAGUAAUCACUUCUGAUACAUUAAAGGAAAUUGAUGAUAUAGAAGCUGCUGCAAACUCCUCUAAAUAA
Magnusiomyces paraingens is the source of this 1494-nucleotide messenger RNA. RefSeq lists its product as uncharacterized. NCBI's taxonomy places the organism in Eukaryota, Fungi, Ascomycota, Dipodascomycetes, Dipodascales, Dipodascaceae. The record is from RefSeq and is a predicted model, not a curated record. The transcript has a single exon. Bases 1 to 1494 code for a protein of 497 amino acids. Gene Ontology annotation, cellular component: mitochondrion. Gene Ontology annotation, molecular function: metalloaminopeptidase activity; manganese ion binding.